Molecule: messenger RNA, 294 nt
Organism: Paramecium primaurelia
Lineage: Eukaryota; Ciliophora; Oligohymenophorea; Peniculida; Parameciidae
Source: the annotation of a GenBank genome assembly
AUGGGGAAUGAACUUAACUCAUCCUCCAAUUCGACAUAAUAUUCUUAUAUGUUUCGAGGAAAAUAAUUGAACAUUAAAAACAUAAGCUAACCUCCAAAGCUUUAAAUUAAUGUGGAUAAUUUUGAAGAAAUAUUUGACUAAAUACUUUCUGAUACAAAUCUAGAAAAAAAAAAGUUUUCAAACUUNUGUAUCAAUAUGAACCAUCCUGGUAUAUUUCUAACAAAUCGACAUAUUUUUAUCCAAUAGGUAGGUAAAAAUAAAUUCUCAAAUCAACCUACUUAGAAUAUGACCUGA